UCUUACGUCCAGCAAACCACUAGCUUGCUUCAAGCAGUUCCUUAUUUACUUCUUCUUGCACUUUUUAUGGUGGAUUGUGUUACUUAUUUAUGGAACAUAAUUACUGUUUACCGUCUGCCGCUGGUUCUGUCAACAAGGACAGCUCCCGUAAGCAUGUACGGGCCAACCAACCGAACCAAGAAGAGUUUGGGACAAGAGGAGAGAUAGAGCGAGGAUCAAUAUCGGUGUUGCAUUUUGGAGAGAGCUUCACGACAAACUUCAACUAGAAAGAGAUGCCGAUCUCACUUGUGUUUUAAUCGACAGGUCAGUUUGAGAUUCAGAAACCAGAAUGUCCAGCACUGGUCCAGCAAACACAAACUCUUCAACAUUCGUCAUCCAGGUUCAACCAGCAACACAAGCAACACCUGUUACGACGGUGACACAUGCUCCCGUGCCUCUUUGGGGAAUUCAGGCGUUUCUGAAAGGCCAACCGAAAGCCCUUGGGACGGUCCAGAUAAUGAUUGGUCUGCUGACACUCCUGUUUGGCAUUGUGUCUACAUUUAAUGGAUUUUCCGCCUUUGUCAUUAGUGGUGUUCCUUACUGGGGAUCUAUCAUGUACAUUACCUCAGGAGCACUCUGCAUUGCUGCAGAAAAUCAAAUAAAUUCACCCUCCAGUUUGUGUUUGGUGAAUGCUUCACUUGGAAUGAACAUUUUUAGUACUAUAACAGCAGGCAUCUCCAUUAUUUUUAUUUCACUGGAUUUGGUUAUGAGGCCAUACCCUUACUGUACCACAUACUGUUAUGUAUUUGGAAUGUAUCAGGUAUGUCAACUUUUACAUUCACACUUUAUAGAAUAUAGAAAUUAUUAUACUCACACAUUUAUAUUGUUACUUUUAUUUGUGUUAUGUUUACAUUUUUCUCAGACUCUCUUCAUUGGAAUCAGGGUGGUGCUGCUGUUAUUCGCCGUGCUUGAGUUUAUCAUCUCCAUCUGUCUUUCAGCAUUUGCUUGUAAAACCUGCUGUUGUUCUUCUCAGGAUCAGGGACGAUGAGAUACCUACGACAUCAUGUAUCACGGAAAUGAUUAGCCCCUGGCCUGAGAAACUCUCAAACUGUGCAGCUCAUUCAGUCUUCAUUCCUUAAAAACUGUAUAUUUGCUUUGUUUAUAAGUAAGCAAACUACCAG
Molecule: messenger RNA, 1160 nt
Organism: Carassius gibelio (silver crucian carp)
Lineage: Eukaryota; Metazoa; Chordata; Actinopteri; Cypriniformes; Cyprinidae
Product: membrane-spanning 4-domains subfamily A member 4A-like
Exons: 7
Coding region: 329-1027 (232 amino acids)
Cellular component (GO): membrane
Source: RefSeq, a predicted model, not a curated record